Messenger RNA from Alternaria infectoria, 825 nucleotides. RefSeq lists its product as uncharacterized. NCBI's taxonomy places the organism in Eukaryota, Fungi, Ascomycota, Dothideomycetes, Pleosporales, Pleosporaceae. The record is from RefSeq and is a predicted model, not a curated record. The coding region runs from base 1 to 825 and encodes 274 amino acids. The transcript has 2 exons.
AUGGAACAGUAUCAGCAGUACGUAACACAAGUCAAGGAUGAGGAGGAAGAUGACGAGCUCGAUAACUGGAUACCGCUAAAGCAGGAGCAAGACCUCGACGAGCGCGUUCCCGCUGUCGUACCCAAAGCCGGAUCAUCUGGCGAGGGCACUCUUACUUCCUAUAGACGAGAGAAUAAACGCGAUCGAUUUCGAGAGAUCCACCGUUCCACCGGUAAACGAGGACGCAGACAAAGAGACCCCCAGCGACUACCAAAGAGAGUGUACCUAGCAGAGAAAAAACGAAAAGUCGAAGCCAUGAGCCACCAGCCCGGCAUCGUUGAUACACGGAACUCUCGAAUCAACCAGGAGCUCGAUGACACCCGCAAGAUGAUAGAAGACCUCAAAGCGCGCCAAAGAGUGGGUGCACCGAAUACACAAACCUCGCCACCUCAUCAAGAACCCGAGCCAAGCGUUAUGACCAAGGAAACACGUAACAUAGCAGCCAUAAGAGCGGAUAUAGCACGGCUGGAGCAGGAACUAAAAGAAGCGUGUCGGGAGGGCGAGAACGCCAUACGCGAUACCCGCGCCGCCGAUAACAACGACGGCGAUGUUGAGGCUCUGGAGAAAGAGCUUGCGAGGGAGCAAGGGAAGGAUAGGGCGAUGUUUAGGAGGAUGCAGAAAGCGCUCAAGAAGGAGCAGGAAAAGAGUGAAGAAGUGCAUAGUGACUCACAUCAGGUCAACGAGCAGGAGGUCGGCAUGACAGGCUGGUCGGGACUUCGUGAUCUACCGAUUAGACAACUCAUCAAGGUUGAAGACGAAGAUAUGGAGUUUGAGAACGAGGAAUAG